CAAUACUUUCAUGAAGACACACAUUCAAAGAACACUAGCUAGCUACAAACGACAAGCCUAAAAACCUAGCUAAUUUACAACAAGAAGAAUAGAAUGUCGAAAACGUUCAAAGCCAUAAGAGACCGAACCUAUUCAGGUGUAGGAGACCUCAUCAAGCUCCUCCCUACAGGAACCGUCUUCCUAUUCCAGUUCUUAAACCCUGUCCUAACCAACAACGGGCAUUGCCUCCUCAUCAACAAAUACUUCACCGGAGCUCUCAUCGUCGUCUGUGCAUUCUCUUGCUGUUUCACUUGCUUCACCGAUAGUUACAGAACAAGAGACGGUUACGUUCACUAUGGAGUCGCUACCGUGAAAGGUCUCUGGCCAGAUUCGUCUUCCGUGGAUUUGUCUUCGAAACGGCUUAGAGUUGGAGAUUUCGUUCACGCUUUCUUCUCUCUUAUCGUGUUCAGUGUUAUUUCCUUGCUGGAUGCAAACACUGUGAAUUGUUUCUACCCUGGCUUUGGCUCCACUGGAAAGAUCUUUCUCAUGGUUUUGCCUCCGGUGAUUGGAGUUAUCUCCGGCGUUGUUUUCACGGUGUUCCCUAGUAGACGUCAUGGAAUUGGUAACCCUUCGGACAACAAUGAGGAUGAUAUUGCUUCCGUGAUGAAAUGAUAUCGCAUGUGUUUUACUCGUGGAAUGGGAAAUACUAAAGUUGAAUAAAUAAUUAUUGUAAUCUUGAUUUUUUUUUUCCUUCUCUGAUUUAUUAUUUAUGUUGGUGAGUGCUGAUCAUAUGUGAUGUUUGUGUGUUUUAUUUCAUUAUUUGGUAGUUUCCCAUUUGUUUUGUUAAUAAAUUCAAGGUAAUACAGUAUAACAUAAGUAUCUUACAGUA
Camelina sativa (false flax) is the source of this 868-nucleotide messenger RNA. Its product is annotated as protein DMP2. NCBI's taxonomy places the organism in Eukaryota, Viridiplantae, Streptophyta, Magnoliopsida, Brassicales, Brassicaceae. The record is from RefSeq and is a predicted model, not a curated record. Gene Ontology annotation, biological process: endomembrane system organization.